Conger conger (European conger) is the source of this 4267-nucleotide messenger RNA. It is a transcript of the gene cacng8b, whose product is annotated as calcium channel, voltage-dependent, gamma subunit 8b. Gene Ontology annotation, molecular function: channel regulator activity; voltage-gated calcium channel activity. The transcript has 7 exons. The coding region runs from base 697 to 1998 and encodes 433 amino acids. Lineage: Eukaryota; Metazoa; Chordata; Actinopteri; Anguilliformes; Congridae. Gene Ontology annotation, biological process: regulation of AMPA receptor activity; neurotransmitter receptor transport, postsynaptic endosome to lysosome; calcium ion transport. Gene Ontology annotation, cellular component: postsynaptic density membrane; AMPA glutamate receptor complex. The record is from RefSeq and is a predicted model, not a curated record.
GUGGAGUGGCGCCGUUAGCAUCUAUAAGAAGAUUCCAUUUAAAUGCUCUAUUUCAUUGAAUUGGUCAAAAUAACACCGGCAAGAACAACAAUAAUAGCAAGAAGGUAUUCAGAAAGAGUAACGUAUUGACUAUAUAUGGGCGCGCACACACCGGCAACUGGAGUGAGAGAGGAAAAGCUGAAUGAGUGGUUAGUAUCCGAACAUAUGUGGGUAGAACCUAUAAUAAAGAUAUAGUGACCUGCGGAAAUGUUUAUAUGUCUGUUGCAAUCCUCCCGCACCCUUUGGGAGGAUGGAUGUAACGAGCUGCUUACCUCUGGGUCUCUGUGUGAAGGAUAGAAGAACGGACAGGCAGACAGGGUGAGAGUGCAAGCCAAGAGAGUCCAACGGUCUCCAAAAAGGCAGCAGAAAUAUAAACGGUGGAGGAAAGUAGCAUCGGCUCCUGCUACGAAAAACACGAAUUACACAAAGACAGAUAGAAAAACAAUCUCUAGAAAUUGACAGGUGCCCAGAGAAAGCCUGUGUGUGAGUGAGUGUCUGUGUGUGCGUUUGUGAAUGUGUGUGUACAUGAGAAAUAUAUAGACAUAAAAGAGCCGUGGAGAAAGAGGGUGACGGGGCACAGUCAAUGGAUGCUUCUCGGACGGAGGCAGAGGCACACUUAUCACCAGCACGGAAACAGCUACGCUCAGAACCGAGGGGAUGGAGAGAAAUCAGCCCGCCGCCAUGGUGUGGUGUGAAAAGGGGAUCCAGAUCCUCCUUGCCACCGUGGGGGCGUUUGCCUCCUUUGGCCUGAUGACGGUGGCCAUCGGGACAGACUACUGGCUCUACGCCCGCGCAUUCAUCUGCAACAGCACGGCCAAUCACACCCACGACGACCCGCACAACAAGGACCGCAAAGACCCGGGCGCACUCACCCACUCUGGCCUCUGGAGGAUCUGCUGCCUGGAAGGGUUGAAAAGAGGAGUGUGCUCACAGAUCAACCAUUUCCCAGAAGAUGCUGACUAUGACCACGAUGGAGCGGAGUAUGUCCUGCGUGUGGUGCGGGCCUCUAGUUUCUUCCCCAUCCUUAGCGCCAUACUCCUCCUAAUGGGUGGAGUGUGUAUUGCGGCUAGCCGGUUUUACAAGAACAAGGGAAACAUUGUUCUGGGAGCGGGCAUUCUUUUUGUGGCAGCAGGGCUCAGCAACAUCAUCGGCGUGAUCGUGUACAUCUCCGCCGCGCUCGGGGACAUCUCCCCCAAGAAGGACGAGGACAAGAAGUGGCACUACUCCUACGGCUGGUCCUUCUACUUCGGCGGCCUGUCCUUCAUCCUGGCGGAGAUGGUGGGCGUGCUGGCCGUCAACAUCUACAUCGAGAAGAACAAGGAGCUGCGGUGCCGCUCGCGCACCGACCUGUUCAAGAGCACCACCCACGCCAUGCUGCGGCUGCCCAGCUACCGCUUCCGCCAGCGCUCCCGCUCCAGCUCCCGCUCCAGCGACCCCUCCCGCUCGCGGGACCACUCCCCUGUGGGCGGCGGGGGCAAGGCCUUCAGCUUCACCCCCUCGGCCCUGCUGUCCCAGGCCGCCGUGGGGUCCUACUCCGUCUCCACGCUGCCGAACCCCCACUCUCACUCCACCAUGGGAGGGGAUAUAUCCCUGUAUACCCUUUCGCGGGAUCCCAAACUAGGAGGGGUGGGGAGUAUGGGGGGCCCGCCCAUGUACGGGACGGUGGACCGGGCCACUCUGUACCAGCUCCAUAAUUGUUUCCCGAAGGAGAGUGGAAGUGGAGGGGUGAUGAUGGCUGGCACGCUGCCCUCUCUGUCCAAGUCCAACAUCCCCUCACUGGCUCAGAAUUCCUCUAAUUCCAAUGCCCUCCUCCCCAAUUCUUCAUCCACCUCCGUCCCCUCUUCACAACCCCCUCCUCUCUCUUCCUCCACAGUUGACAGGGAGAGGGGGAUGAAUACUCUCGGGAAAGAUGAAAGCUCCAACACCAAUACCCUGAACAGAAAGACCACACCAGUGUAAAGGUCGAGAGGAGGGAUUCUGCAGAAGGGAAACAGAUAGUGCACAUUGAUGGAUGGAUGGAUGGAUGGGGAGAAAAAGCAUUGGAAUAAGGGGAAGAAAGGGGACAAAGGAGGAGGCAAGUCAUCCCUCCUUUCUCUCUGUGUCUCCAGUGAAAAUGAGUGUCAAUAGCACUUAUGAUAAUAACAACAGCAAUGCUAUAUAUUUACAACAUAAAUAAUUUGUACUGACAAGACUAUAUUGGCUACAAUGGUACUGUAAUAUUUGGUCUUUCAAUAAUUAUACACAAUUUUAAUUAUAUACAUUAAUUUGUUUGAUGUGCUUUAAGGCAAUACAAUCUUUCCACACUGAAUACUGUUGUUGUUGUUGUUGUUGUUGUUGUUAUUGUAAUAGUAAUGGUUGAGUUUCUCCAUGUUUUCAGUAUUGAUUUUUGAACCCGUAUAUUUUUAUUUUCUGGUGAGGAAAACUGACUUUUUGCACAGCGACACAAAAGCUAACGAUGUCAUAAAUGAGUGAAAAUGAUGUGUGUGUAUGCUUGAGAGUGAGUGGUGUUGAUGCUCUUCUACUUUUUCUUCUCAUUAUUAUUAUUGUUUUGAUGGAAAUGGUUUUAUUUAGUUUAAAAUAUGUUUGUUGUUUUCUAACAUACAAAUCUGUUUUAUUGUAACUAUGAGUUUUUUUUAUAACUCAGUAGCAUUACAUUUAUUAUGAUGAAGCGUAGUAGCAGUAUUCUUAUGAAUAGUUUGAAGUUGUUUGUUUUGGAGAUUCAAGACAAAUAUGAAUCUCCACAAAACAGAAAAACACGUGUCCUCAGAGAAAGCAAAUUAGUGUAGGCUUGAGUGUGCGUGCCUUUAUAACCAUGAGAAGAAAUAAGAUAUAUAUAUAUAGAGAGAGAGAGAGAGAGAGAGAGGGGGGAUCAACAGGAGCAAUACUUCCAGAACAGAGAGUUUUGAAGUUAUAUAUGGGUACAAUCCCAAAUAGAAGAAGGAACAAAUUAUGAAUUAUUAUUUUACGAAAUGAUAUAUAAAAGAUUGUGUGGAACAAUGUUUUAGAAAAAGCUGUGUAUUAUAUAAUGUAUAACUAUAUAACUCAUGAAUAUAUAUGCACUGUUGGUCAAAAGUAUGUAAUAAUAAGGAUUAGUUUUGUCAUUGGGGAUUUCACUAUUUUAUUAAUUUUCCUCUAUUGUUAAACUAUCAACAAUACAAAUUUUGCUUGAGAAAUGUCUUGCCCUGCUUCAACUAAACAAGUCUGAAGAGGCAUCUCUACUAUGGUGUGUCCUUCACAAUCUUAUUCAAUCUUAACAAUAUACAAAAAGACUCAUUUUAGAAAUACUUCAUCUUCACUCUAUCACUGGUAUACUGCCACUAAACCUUUGACCAUUGCUUACUUUUAUAUUAAUGUGUGCAUUCAUAAACAUUGUCUUAAACCUUGCCAGUCUGACUUGCUUCAAUUUCAACUCAGAGCACACCAGUAGUUUAUGGACAUUUCAACGGAAACUAAAACCAAACAUAACAAUUUAUUUCUGUCACACAGAUGAAAUUUCUCUGUGUAGAUACACAGUAUAUAGGUUUGCCUAGUUACAGCAAAAAUAAAUUGACUGGUUCAUUCAUAAUUAUCAUGAUUAUUCAACUGUUUAAAAAGCAAUACUGUAUUAUAUGAAAGAUUGACAGAAACAGGAAAAACUGUUUGUGGCUUUUUUUCUGCUGUUUGUAUAAGCAUAUAUUAUAACUAUAUAUAUAUAUAUAUAUAUAUAUAUAUAUAUAUAUAUAUAUAUAUAUAUAUAUAUAUGGACAAGUAUGGUCCAUUUGGACAGUGCACCAUACUGUCAUAAGAUAGGCUGGGCUGCAUGAAUCUGUUCAUUGAGCUUCAUUUGAGCUGUAAGAAUUACCGGACCAGCAGAGGGCAGUAUUACCUCUAAAAUAAAAUGAAAAACAAAGUCUCAGUACAAUGGAAUAGUGAUGGGGACAUUGUGUUGUUGGAUAUGGACUUGAUUCACUGCAGUCAUUCACUGAGUUGAGAUACUGUACCACUGCAUGUGUCACACAACGUGGGGAUCCCUGGUGUCUUUGUCAAAUUCACUCUGUCAAUAGGGCCAUCUUUUUUCAUCGCCACGGCUUGAUAAUAUUUCUCCACCUCUGUUUACACUUCUGGCACAAAAUGGCUGCUAUAAACACCCAGGUGUGUGCUACACAGUUUAGUAAGUUGCACAACUCUACUGUAAAGCACAUACUGUAUACAUCCUGAGAUGAUACAUUGUAUUAAAUUCAAUCCAGUC